AUGCUUGACGAUAAGCUUUUCCUCCCCCCGAUCGGCGAUAAUACGCAGAAAAUCCUAGAUGUUGGCACGGGCACAGGAAUAUGGGCAAUCAACAUUGCGGAUGAGUUCCCCUCUGCCCAAGUGAUAGCUACAGACAUCACACCAAGCCAGCCCAGCUUUGUUCCCCCAAACGUCGAAUUCCAGAUCGACGAUGCAACGAUGGACUGGACUUUCGAGCCCGAGUCAUUUGACUUUAUCCACAUUCGCUGGUUGCAGGGUACUAUUGACGACUGGGACAAGUUUUACAGCCAAGUGUACAAGUCUCUCAAGCCAGGUGGUUGGUUUCAGCACAUGGAGCCUGAUCUGCAGAUUAUCUACACUCGCUGGGCAAACGUUUUCAAAAAGGUCGGCGAAAAAACGAACCGUACCUUGGACUUUUCCAAUCAGAAGCUGGAAAAGCUCGCCAAAGCAGCCAAUUUCACAAAUGUAACGUACCAAUCACACAAGAUUCCGGUCGGCCGAUGGCCCAAGGAUAAGAAGAAGAAAGAGCUUGGGACUUUCGUGGGGUUGGCGUUCAGUCAAGCGCUAGAUGGGUUUAUCAAGUUGCCACUCUGUGGGAUUCUUCAGUGGAGUCCAGAAGAGAUGCAGAUGUUUGCGGUUGAGAUGAGGCAGUCGAUCAUGGAUCUCAAGACUCAGACUCUUGGAUAUGUAUUCAGUGUGUAUGGACAGAAGCCGGAGGCUUGA
This is a messenger RNA of Fusarium graminearum PH-1, 723 nucleotides long. RefSeq lists its product as uncharacterized. The record is from RefSeq and is a predicted model, not a curated record. NCBI's taxonomy places the organism in Eukaryota, Fungi, Ascomycota, Sordariomycetes, Hypocreales, Nectriaceae. The coding region runs from base 1 to 723 and encodes 240 amino acids. The transcript is spliced from 5 exons. Gene Ontology annotation, molecular function: methyltransferase activity.